CAGCUCCACUGCUACGUUUUGUGAGCCGAUAGAGGCUGUGUGUCUGAGUGGGAGAUGGACUGAGUGAGGGCGCUCUUUCGACCUGUGCUGCCGAUAGCAGUGAAAAAUACCCACAAGCUAAGUUGAAAUAAUUGACGAUUGUAGGUCGCUGAAUCAACCAGAAAAACAUAGUACCGUCAUCAAUCUUUCACAUCCCACUCCAAACACACCAACACGGCAUUGAUGGUAAUGUAUGCAAGGAAACAACCGAGACUCGGCGAUGGGUGCGACCGAAGAGAUUCUCAGCCCUAUCAGGCGCUCAAAUACUCGUCCAAGAGCCAUCCAGGAGGGGACCACCGGCAUGAGAAGAUGCGAGACUCGUCCGAUGUCACUCCUCCCUGCAAGAUGCUCAGGAGGUCUGACAGCCCUGAAAACAAGCACAUCGACAGCACAGGGCACAGCAGAGCAAAGGCUGUCCACACACACCGGGCCAGAGACCGGGACGGAGGGACCAGUUAUUCUCCACAAGAAAACUCUCACAACCACAGUUCCCUUCAUAGCUCCAACUCACAUCCUAACCCCAGCAAGACCUCAGACACACCUUACGAACCCGGUGACGACUGGUCAGAGCACAUCAGCUCGUCUGGAAAGAAAUACUACUACAACUGCAGGACAGAGGUGUCCCAGUGGGAGAAGCCCAAAGAGUGGUUGGAGAGAGAGCAGAGGCAAAAAGAGGCAACAAAGACUGCGGUUGUCAACAGUUUCCCCAAAGACAGAGACUACAGAAGGGAGGCCAUGCAAGCAUCGGCAGCCCCCGGCUUCACCGGAGCAAAGUCGGCCCAGGCGGAGAAGCCUGCAGCGUCCCUCGCCUCCCAGUCAUCGUCCUCCGGCUCGGGGAGCUUGAACCCGUCAUCGGGGCCGCCCGGCUCGUCGGCCUCCACGGUGCCCGUGUCCCCGGUGCUGCAGUCCCCCACCCCCACGCUCCUCCAGGACCCCACCCUGCUUCGCCAGCUUCUCCCAGCACUUCAGACCGCCCUGCAGCUCAACAACGCCAGCGUGGACAUGGCGAAAAUUAACGAAGUUCUCACCGCUGCUGUCACACAAGCAUCAUUACAGUCGAUGCUCCACAAGAUCCUCACCGCUGGACCGUCGGCUUUCAACAUCACUACUAUCCUCUCCCAAGCCGCUCAGCUGUCCAACCAAGGUAAAGCAGCUCAGCAGUCAAACCAUUCGCCCAUGUCGUUAACAUCGGACGCCUCGUCGCCCAGGUCUUACGUGUCCCCGAGGAUCAGCACACCACAGACCAACGCUGGUCCCCACAAACCCCUCCUCAGCACGCAGCCCGUCAUCUCGCAGGCGAAAGUGAGCACGCAAGCAGGGAAGCAGGCCUCCCAUCCCCAUCCUCAUCCCCAUCCCCCGCCCACGUCCCAACAGUCCCUCUCCAGCGACAAGCAGCACAGUCAGGAUGCCACCACGGCCUCCCCGCGCACCGUCCAGCGCCACGGCAGUCACAGGAGUCCCUCCACGGGUCCCAACCACAUCUCCUCCUCCUCCAGCAGCAGCAACGCCCCCCACUCCGCCUCCGCUCCCCCCUCCGCCUCAGCAGCACGGCCCUCCUGCUCCUUCACCCCCACCCUCGCCGCCCACUUCGAUGAGAAUCUCAUCAAACACGUGCAGGGCUGGCCCGCCGAACACGCCGAGAAGCAGGCAUCGAGACUACGUGAAGAGGCUCACACCAUGGGGAGCAUCUGUAUGUCUGAGAACUGCACCGAGCUCAAAAACCUGCGCUCCUUGGUCCGAGUCUGUGAAAUACAAGCGACAUUGCGUGAGCAGAGGAUAUUGUUUCUGAGACAGCAAAUCAAAGAACUUGAAAAGUUGAAGAAUCAGAAUUCCUUCAUGGUCUGAGAACUUGUGGUUGCGAGUUGAAGCGAGAGUUUGGAGGGAGGGUGGGGGAGUUUAAAAAGGGUGAGGGGCGGGUAAGACCCAUUGCACAUAGGUGGAAGCUGGAGGGAGAGCGGUUGUUCGGUUCCCUCUGGAGUCUUAACAGGCGCAGGAGCUGCUGCAGUCGGGUCCGCUUCAGAGCGCUGGGCUCGGUGAACCAAGAGGGAAACCCGAAGAUGGGGGAGUGGGGGGGCUUUACAAGACUCUGUUUUGUAAACAUCCCCACGGCGGUGGAUUAAAAAAAUGUAGAUUUCUUGUAGAUGUUAUUAUCUAUGUUGUACAUACGUUUUGUAGAUUGAAGCCAUGGAAAGCCAUGCCUAUCAAAGCUUUUGACAUCCAAACUAAUCGACGCCUAGGCGGCUACAUUCAUUAGCUAGCCUCUCCUUCACGUUAACUCGUCUGCAGACUUGAAAGCUUCUUCUUUCUUUUUCUUUUUUGUUAAUUCAUGGAUCAUUGAACCAUUGAGCAUGCGCGACCUGCACGUCAGCGGAGGAUGUUCCAAAGCCAUGAAUUAAUACACACACACACAAGCCGAGCAUUAAAAAGCAGAACGCGCCGGCUCACGACGUAGUUUUUGUCCUCAUGAAAUAUCAGUAAGCUGAUCUACUCUUUGUCUAGACUCUCUGGGUGAACUGUAACCUGUACUCGGGCUCAGUAAACACCCACUCCCUCCUCCUCCUCCUCCUCUGCAGGUCUAUCAUGACUGCUCGCAACGGUUCAGUGAUCUACUUGCAGCUUCUGGUGGCCCUGCAUGUCCCAGUCUAGGAAAAAACAAAACAAAAAAGCAGUGCCUGGUGGUGUGGUGGAGAGUGAUUUAAAAAAAAAAAACUAAAAAACUAAAAAAAAAAAACUAAAAAAAAAAUAUUUAAAAGCAAAAAAAACGUGAGAUGUGAUGGCGUGCUGCUUUGGACCCCACACACACACACACACACACACACACACCUUCUCCUGAGGCAUUAACACUUCACACCCCCCUUUGUAGUGUUUGUUUUGUGUUCCAACAAUUUUUGGUUUCCCCCCCCCCCUCCCACCACCACUGGUUCAUUCCUUUUGUACAGUCGCUAACAUACAGUGGAGUUAUUCUUUUUCUUUUUUUUUUUCCAGAAGAGGACGCAGAAUAUAAAAGUUUUAUUUAUAAAGAGUCGUAGUGGCGAGCGGUAAAUCCCCAUCAUUUGCAGUUUAGGAGUGGAGCUCUGGGUUUAGAGGGGGGAGGGGGGGGGGAGCAGGGCAACAAGAGGUCACAAGGUGAAAUGUGAAAUGUAUGUAUUGUAAUAAAGAUGUUGAACUAAAGCAAGCGCUGGUUAUUUUUCUUGGGUGUGUUGAGGUUUGGUUCAUACGCUAGUGCCUUGUUGGAAGUCUUAAGUCUCACAGCCUCACUCCACACUUCAUUUCAUCCCGUUGGACCGGUGAGGAUGAGCAUGUCGUGCACGGGGGUGUGUCGUCGUACCCUUACUUGUUUUGUUCCCCACUGUUGAAGAGCAGGGUCCUAAGCGGCAAAGGCCUGUUUUUUUGUUUGUUGUUUCUUCUCCACCGUACUAUCUAUCGAGUCUAUAACUGAACCGCACCACACAUUCAGUAAAGGUGACCACAUCAUUGCUUUGUAUAUUGUUUCCUGAAGUAUAUUGACAAAUGAAAAUAAAAUAUGCCUCUCCAGGG
This is a messenger RNA of Anarrhichthys ocellatus (wolf-eel), 3576 nucleotides long. It is a transcript of the gene waca, whose product is annotated as WW domain containing adaptor with coiled-coil a. Gene Ontology annotation, biological process: positive regulation of TORC1 signaling; regulation of autophagy. The coding region runs from base 223 to 1884 and encodes 553 amino acids. NCBI's taxonomy places the organism in Eukaryota, Metazoa, Chordata, Actinopteri, Perciformes, Anarhichadidae. Gene Ontology annotation, cellular component: nucleus. Gene Ontology annotation, molecular function: chromatin binding; RNA polymerase II complex binding. The transcript has 13 exons. The record is from RefSeq and is a predicted model, not a curated record.